AUGGCUGCUAAACAAAGAAUGAAAAUUGCUAAUGAAAAAGCUAGUAAAAAUAUUACAAUGAGAGGAGUUGUACAAAAAUCAAGUAAAUCUCAAGAUGAUAAAUACAGAGUUGGUCCAUGGCUUCUCGCAUUAUUCAUAUUCGUAGUAUGUGGUUCAGCUUUACUUCAAAUAAUUCAAAGUAUUAGAAUGGCAUAA
This is a messenger RNA of Pediculus humanus corporis (human body louse), 195 nucleotides long. Its product is annotated as stress associated endoplasmic reticulum protein, putative. Gene Ontology annotation, cellular component: endoplasmic reticulum. The coding region runs from base 1 to 195 and encodes 64 amino acids. Gene Ontology annotation, biological process: endoplasmic reticulum unfolded protein response. NCBI's taxonomy places the organism in Eukaryota, Metazoa, Arthropoda, Insecta, Psocodea, Pediculidae. The transcript has 3 exons. The record is from RefSeq and is a predicted model, not a curated record.